UUCCCUUUCCUCUUAACACAAAACAAGCAGGAAUCAAGUUCAGUUUUGUUACGUACAGAGUCGCAGUGAUUCUUUAUUUUUUUGAUAAUAAUAUUACAUUGUAGCAUCUGUUCAUUCGAGUGUUAAUUAACGAUCCAUCAGCUGUUUUAUGUGUCUGGUUAUUUAUCGGCAUUCUGACAAGAUUUUAACCGAAUUCGAUUGCGUAUACACAACUGGUAGUGGCACUACAUAACACUGUCUGUAUACUUACUGUGAUUCCAUGCAAAUGGUCACAUGUGUUCGUGCAUAUAGGUUAAAAUUAGUAGAUAAUUUAAUUAUUUAUCAAUAAAAAUGUCACCUACAAAAUCAGAAAAAGUAGCUAAUGGUAGUAAAUGUAUACAAAGUAUAUGGACUCGUGCAAUAACUGCUAAUUCGGAGUGGCCUGAUAAGGAUGAAUUUCUUGAUGUCAUUUACUGGAGUCGACAAGUUAUUGGAAUUAUUCUUGGUAUUAUUUGGGGAAUAAUACCUCUUAAAGGUUUUGUAGCGUUAGUAUUAUUUGCCCUUGUAAAUGCGGGUUCAACGUAUUUGUAUAUGAGUAGCUUCCAGCAAAUUGACGAAGAUGAAUUUGGAGGUGUUUGGGAAUUAACGAAAGAAGGUUUUAUGACAUCAUUUGCUGGCUUUUUAGUCACUUGGAUAAUUAUUUACUCCGGUUUACACUUCGAUUGAAAAGAACAGUUCGUACAUACUGAAAAUUCAAUGAACAAUUGGCAAUACUGAUUAAGGGAUUAAGCAUUUCACAUUUCUUCUGGCCACAUUCUACAUUACAAAUGAUCAUUGAAAUACAUUAAGCGUGCCUAUUAUUAAUAAUUGUUACUUUUUAAUAUUGAUCAAAUUUUUAUUCAUAAAAAAAUUACUUGAAUACAAUUA
Molecule: messenger RNA, 906 nt
Organism: Chelonus insularis
Lineage: Eukaryota; Metazoa; Arthropoda; Insecta; Hymenoptera; Braconidae
Product: respirasome Complex Assembly Factor 1
Exons: 4
Coding region: 331-705 (124 amino acids)
Biological process (GO): mitochondrial respirasome assembly
Source: RefSeq, a predicted model, not a curated record